CAGGAGGCCGGUCACGCGCCGUGGUGCAUGCCGCCGAACGCCGGAAGUGCGUCAUCUCGGUCACAUGACAGCUGCGUAGAACGGGAGGAAGAGGGAGAGGAGAGAGCAGGAAGGAAGGAAGGAAGGAAGGAAGGAUUUGAACCCGGCCGGCAUCUCACACACGUCGACCGGCGAAUUUCCUCCAUCCACCCGACCCCAACUCGCCGCACUAUGAAGAUUUGGACCUCCGAACACGUAUUCAAUCACCCAUGGGAGACGGUGACCAAGGCUGCGAUGCAAAAGUAUCCCAACCCAAUGAAUCCCAGCGUCUUCGGGGUAGACGUUUUGGACCGGACCGUCGACAAACAGGGCCGCCUCCACAGCAAAAGGCUUCUCAGCACUGAUUGGGGUCUUCCCUCUAUUGUAAAGUCUAUCAUUGGCAACACGCGGACGUGCACAUACAUUCAAGAGCACUCUGUUGUGGAUCCGCAAGAGAAGCGUUUGGAACUUGAGUCCACAAAUCUCACGUUCACCAACUUGGUGUCUGUGGAUGAGAAGUUAACAUAUACACCCCACCCUGAGGAUUCUAAAAAAACUAUCCUGACACAAGAAGCUAUCAUCUCUGUAAAAGGAGUAAGUCUCAGCAGCUACCUGGAGGGCGUGCUCGCAAGCACCAUCUCAACCAAUGCGGGAAAGGGCCGUGAAGCCGUCGAGUGGGUGAUCCGACGGCUCAACACUGAAAUCGAGGAGCUGACAGCAACGGCACGCGGGACCAUACGCUCCCCCAUGGCCGCCGCCACCGUCACUGACAAAUGACCCCCGCUUCCUAUUUUUACACCAAAGCCUCCCCUCACCCCCGUGAUACUCUUGACACUGCCUGGUGCCUCUUAUGUGUUAUGUAUGUUAUGUAACAAUGUAGCUGCAUAGAAGCAGCAGGCUUUGGUGGAGUCUCAGGGACCGGUGGUGGGCACUCAGGGAACUGCGGACAUGGGGGGUAAAGGUGCCAAAAGCCUCUUAGGCUGGAUUUACACUGCAUGGUUCAAGUGACAAGAUUGUUUUGUUCUCAAGUGGCACAAUUGGGAUACAUGUCAUGGCAACAUAAAAAGAAAAGAAAAAAAACACAGGGGAUCAGAUAUCUUAAGAUCAGAAGCAGGACUCUUCCAAAAGCAGAUAGAAAUCUGUAUCAUAUAUGUGCCAAUGUGAGUGAGGAGGAAACGCACAGAUGGGAUAUACCACAUCAAAGCCAGCUUGUCGUCAUCAAAAUCCAACAAUUGGUGAAGGAAACCACAGCAAAAUCAUAGAUGUUUAAACAUGGUCUAAGUAUGCUACAUUUGAGGUGUGUCCAUCAGUAAAUAAGCAAAAUAAUUGCAUACAGCGGCCAGUGAAUUCAUGCAGAGGUUAUCCUCAUUUAAAUUAGUAGGAGUCAGCAUAGGCUAACUAAACGCCAUGUCUACUUCUGUGUUGUCGCUGCCAGCUGUUGACACUAGUGGAGUUGUUUCAGUGCAAUUUUGGGCAUCCGCAUCUUGUUCCAUGUUCUUCGUCAGUGUGAACACAGCCAUAUUGGAUAUGUGUCACUUGAAACUAACGUGAAAAUAGAAAAAAAUAAAAUAAAAUCGGAUAUAGGCAUGAAAUCGGCACCUGGACCAGGAGUGUCAAUCCAGCCUUAGAAAAGCACCAUAGCCAACAAUGUUGUUAUCGGGCACAUGUCAAGCAAAUGUGCCAAUUGUGGCAUGAAAACCAGUUGAGCGCACAAAGAAAUGCAUUGUCAUGGUGUUGCAAAAGCAUCCAGACAAGGAAAUGGUAGACAUGAAAGUAGUUUCCAAUAUGGGAAUGCUUGUGUACAUUGAAGCGGUUUUCUGUGUCAGAGGACACAGUAAAUGGCACAAUUUUUUUGUUGUUGUUGUUGCUGGACUUACUUCUUCAACACUCUUCUGAGACCUCAUUGGUAAAAUCCUGUACUGGGCGCCAGUAAAUAAGCUUGGAAAUGAUUAGGUGUUACUUAAUAGUCAAGUAUUUAAGUUGUAUGAGAAGGGAUCAAGUUACCUUGUGGCGAUUGUGUUUUGAUGACGUCUAGAAUGGUCUGGUAGUUAAUAUGCUUCCAUGCAUAAGCAGGCUGCUGCUUGGCAGGAGGCAUUCUCCAUUUGCACUUCCAAUUAAGGAACACUGCUACAUAUUUACGAGCAGAUGGAGCUGAACGUUCGCUUAGGUUUUCAUACUGUGACAAUGGAACAGUGUGGGAUUGUGUUCUUUUUUUUUUUUUGUUGUUGUUCAGUUUUAGUAUUUUUCUUUGAACGUAGCACAUUUAUUUGAAAUACAGACUUUUAAAUGGA
Molecule: messenger RNA, 2309 nt
Organism: Phycodurus eques (leafy seadragon)
Lineage: Eukaryota; Metazoa; Chordata; Actinopteri; Syngnathiformes; Syngnathidae
Product: PRELI domain containing protein 3B-like
Exons: 6
Coding region: 28-795 (255 amino acids)
Biological process (GO): phospholipid transport
Cellular component (GO): mitochondrial intermembrane space
Molecular function (GO): phosphatidic acid transfer activity
Source: RefSeq, a predicted model, not a curated record